Messenger RNA from Frankliniella occidentalis (western flower thrips), 3498 nucleotides. It is a transcript of the gene Mms19, whose product is annotated as MMS19 nucleotide excision repair protein. The coding region runs from base 142 to 3150 and encodes 1002 amino acids. Lineage: Eukaryota; Metazoa; Arthropoda; Insecta; Thysanoptera; Thripidae. The transcript has 18 exons. The record is from RefSeq and is a predicted model, not a curated record. Gene Ontology annotation, cellular component: cytosolic [4Fe-4S] assembly targeting complex. Gene Ontology annotation, biological process: iron-sulfur cluster assembly.
UUUCAACGGGUCAGGAUGAAAACAUCUCAUUGAAAAUAUAGCUGUAUUUUCUUUUGAGAUAAAUGGUUUUGAAAGAAACGAAACUUGAAGGAAAGUUUGUGCGUACUGAAUUUGGCCACACUUCAAUAAUUUUUCCACAAGAUGGCGACCCCGUGGACCAAGGAUUCCCUGCUUGAGGCGAUUAAAACGAAUCCUGACUUCUGUGUAAAUUGUCCCACCCUUGCUCAAGAUAUCUCUGAGCAGCGGUUAAAUCUCCUCACUUUAGUUGAGCACCUGAAAGAUGUACUUACUGAUCCAGAGCCUUCACAAAGGGCAGUUGGCACUUUGGUCUUGGCUACUGUUUUGCGAGACCUUCCAAAAGAUUUUGUACGUGAAAAUGAGUUGAAGUUCAUCACAGCUUUCUUCUGUGAUCGUCUGAAGGACCAUCAUGAUGUUAUACCUGCCGCACUGAAAGGAAUCUUAUCAAUUUUGCAAAUGAAAAAUACAGCAAAAGAAUCACCAGCUGAAAUUCUGAGGUCAUUGGUGCUGAACCUGAACUGUCAGGGACAACGCCAUGAAGACAGAUUAGUCAUCUACCGAAUUCUGGAUCUACUAGUUCUUCCUCAUCUUAGCAGUUUACAAGAUCUUGGUCCAGAUUUAGUGUACCACAUUAUGACUGCUGUAGAAGGAGAACGUGAUCCUCGCAAUCUUGUAUUCUUAUUUUCUAUGCUGCCUUCAAUCAUAAAAUCUCUGUCUCUUGGUCAUUUGACUGAAGACUUUUUUGAAAUCAUGGCAUGCUAUUUCCCUGUGGACUUUAAUCCUAGUGCAGAACAACGGUCUCAAAUUACUAGAGAACAACUAGCAACAGGUCUGGCCUGUGUACUUACAGCAAUCCCAAGUUUUGCAGAUUUCGCAAUUCCAUUAGCACUUGAAAAGUUAGAUUCUCCUAUUCGAUUGGCCAAGAUGGACUCUUUACACCUGCUUAUAAAAGGAUUUGAUGAGUUUCCUCCUGAGAAAGUGGCAGUUCAUAUCUCACCAAUUUGGGAGAGUUUAAGCCGAGAAGCUUUGUCUGGUUCAGACUAUGAAGUUAGAGAGUCUUCUAGGAGAGCUGUUACUCACCUUCUACGGUGCCUGUCUGAAUCAUCCACUGUUAAUGAAGGAAAGUCAAACCCAAUGAGACAGUUGCUGAGUGAUGUUGUUGCUGCGUCAACCUCCUGCCUGUCUGAGAUUCAAACCACCCUCUUCAUGCCAGCUGCUGACCUCCUCCUUGCUGCUGCCAAAAGUGCUCCACCUGCUUGUGAAUACAUCCUUACAAAGGUUUUACCAUCAGUUGUUGAUUUUUUCCACACCAAAAAUGAUGCAGCAGAUAGAUCCAUAUAUUUGCGUAUCAUUUCAAGAUUUCUUACAGUGUGCAAGUCUUUUGAAGUAACACCAUUAAAUAACCAAGAGAUUACUCCUCAAUGGAAUUUACUCCUUCAGUUGUACUUAAGUUCUGCAGAGCAUGAAUCAAAUUUGGAACUAAAAGAGGCUUUGUUUGGACUGACCACUUUAACCCCCACUUUGAAUUCAAGUGAACGUGAAAGACUGUACAAUUUACUUAGCACAUUUGUUGAUAGAGAUUGCUCCACCGAAGUGAGAGAACAGUGCAGACUCUGCCUGUGUGAGAUUGGUAUCCAUUUUCCCAAUGAAGUAUUUGAAUGUAUUCUACCUGAAAAACUAAAUUUGUUGGAGUGUGAUGGAGCAAAUUCCAAAUUUGAUCGACGGAUGCAGGCUCAAUGUUGGUUAGCAGCACUACCACCAUUCACCCAAAGAGUUCUUCCCAGCGUCAUUAAAAUUAUUCUUGAAUCCAAGCAUCUUCACCAAAUACAAGCCUCUCUGUCAGCUCUCAGGAAACUGGUUCAAGACAUUCCUGAAAAUGCAGGUCCAAAUCAUCAUGUCUUUGUAAGUUUAAAUGAGAGCUGUAGCAAUGCAGUAGCCCGUCUGACUAGUUGGUGGAGAGAGAGUGUUGAAAAUGCAGGAGAAUGUGCCUGGGUAACUAAUGAGACUAUCUGUAAUGAUGUUUGUUUCAUCAUCAGUAAUGUAACACGACACAGUAGUCCUCAGGACCAAGAGCUUGUUGUACAGCACACAUUACCACUAUUGCAUUCAGUAUGUGCCACAUUUGACCCAUCCUCUCAGAAGCAUCAUCAGGAAGUGAUAAACACAUUUGAAGCAGUGUUUGGCUGUUUACACUGUCAUAUUCCUCUACCAGAGGUUCGAUCUCUAUGUUGUUUACUUUAUAAAAUUUCUGUGGGGACUCCAUUCAACAGUGUCCAUACAUCAUCUAGUCGACUCUGUGCCAGUUUUGUCAACAAAAUGCCCAUUGCUUCUUUGGAAGAUACCCUUUCCGACUUAGAUACUCUUUUACAAUCCUCAUGUACACAAGGCUCUGUUCAAGAAGUUGGCCUAUCAGCUUCUUUUUGUGGGUGGAUUGUGAAGGGCUUGUCAAUGCGUGGCUAUACUAAGCUGGAAAUGUGGAUUGACAAGCUAAUCAAGUAUGUUGGAGCUGAUGACAAACAUAUUGCAAUGAUGGCAGCUCAGUGCUUCAGAGUCAUCAUGGAUGACAGUCCUAUUUAUUUGAAUGAGGGAAGCCACUGUACAGUGAGACUACUGCACAAGCAAAGGGUGUUUCUUUGUGCAUUGAAGAUAGUCAACAAAUCAAAGGAAAUCCAAACUGAGCAGCGCUAUCCCUACUUAUUGGCUGUUAUUAAUCUAUUAGCGGGUGUGUCUCAAAGUGUCUUGUCAAGCAAUAUUGGAGAGGUGUUGCCAUUAGUGCUUGAAUCAUUAUCCCAAGAUUCACCUUUCUUGAUUGAUACAGCAUUGUCCACUCUUAAUGAUCUCUUGACUCAGCCAGCAUUUUAUGAUUCAUUAAAUGAUCAUAUUCAAAGUAUUAUUCCACGCCUGUUACCCUUGACCAUACAUGCUGAUUCAAUGACCAUAAGACAAGUUGCUAUUCGCUGUCUGUAUAAUGUUGCUAAUUUGAAGACGGAACUCUUGCUGCCAUUCAGAGUUGAGGUUCUCGCGCAAUUAACAUUGUGUGUAGGUGAUUCGAAGAGAGGUGUUCGUCAAGAUGCUGUUGCAGCCCGGUCACAGUGGCUUUCUGUCUUCUGGUCUGUUCAGGGGAAAAAAUAGAAUUAGAAAACCACCUACUAUAGCUGGACUAAAGUUUACAGUGAGAUAUUUCAUUCCAGUGUAAGUACCAACCCAAUUGUAUAUGUCAUAAAAGUGUUUUAUCUCAGCUGUCAAUGUUUUCUAUGUGCCAAUACCUAAAAUUAAAGACAUUGUGAGUUGUAAUUCGGUCUGCUGCAAAAGUUGAGAUUCUGAAGAGUGAAUGUCAAAUUAAAGGCAUUCUGAUGUCAGUAGAUUGUGGUAUACUUCAAUAAGCAAAACUAGAUUUAAGAAAAAAGUAAUGAUUGAUUCAAAACUUUAAAUGGGCAUUUAUUUCAGUAAAAACAAUAAAAUGAAAUAGAAAAAUAGUAA